AUGGCCUUGGUCGGAUUUUCGCAUCUGUCACGUCCAUUCACUCGACUGGCUCCGACGGUACGACCAGUGGGUAUUGGACUGAGUAGGCGAAGUAUUGCCACUGCAGCACCGUCUCAUGCACAUCCAAACCCCGGAAACUUUGCAAAUCGGUCGCACGACGAGCUUUCGGCAAUGGGUCAAAAGGGUGGAAAGAAAGGCGGCAAAGCCCGAGGCGUGGGUGGUUUUCAUGAUAUGGAUAGAGAGAAGCAGCAUGCCAUUGCCUCAAAAGGUGGCCGUGCCGAAAGAAAAGCAGCUAUCGAGCGGGAUGAGAUUGAGCAUCAAGAGGGUAUGGAGAGUAAACGACGCAGUCAGUCGCAGGACCCCUCGGUAGUCCCCCCAGGAUUUGAAGAAUGGAAAACAUGUGCGUAA
This is a messenger RNA of Penicillium antarcticum, 408 nucleotides long. RefSeq lists its product as uncharacterized. The record is from RefSeq and is a predicted model, not a curated record. NCBI's taxonomy places the organism in Eukaryota, Fungi, Ascomycota, Eurotiomycetes, Eurotiales, Aspergillaceae. Bases 1 to 408 code for a protein of 135 amino acids. The transcript is spliced from 2 exons.